Thamnophis elegans (Western terrestrial garter snake) is the source of this 1965-nucleotide messenger RNA. Its product is annotated as vomeronasal type-2 receptor 26-like. Gene Ontology annotation, biological process: G protein-coupled receptor signaling pathway. Lineage: Eukaryota; Metazoa; Chordata; Lepidosauria; Squamata; Natricidae. Gene Ontology annotation, molecular function: G protein-coupled receptor activity. Gene Ontology annotation, cellular component: membrane. The transcript has 6 exons. The record is from RefSeq and is a predicted model, not a curated record. The coding region runs from base 1 to 1965 and encodes 654 amino acids.
AUGCCACAGAUAUUGUAUGGUUCUGCUCCUGAAAUUAGCACAAAAGAACAAGCUGCUUUUUACCAACAGAUGUUGCCAAAUAUGAACAUUCAGUACAGGAGAAUUUCUCAGUUAUUGCUAUAUUUCACAUGGACAUGGGUUGGGAUGUUGUUAGUAGACAACGAAAGUGGUGAAAUGUUUCUGCGCAGGGUGCUUCCCAUGGCUACCCAGAGUGGCAUCUGCUUUGACUUUGUUGCAAGAUUUCCCAAACCUGUUAAUUCAGAAAAUCUGAAAAAGAUGGUCAAAAUAGGACUUAACAUAUACAGAUUGGUUAUGAAAAGUGAUGUCACUGUGGUGGUAGUUCACGGUGAAAGUGUUCAUUCAGAGAAGGUACUGGGAUUCAAGCAAUUUGUUCAGAUGAGAAACCCUAUCUUGGAAAAGGAAGACAGUUUUAUCAAGACCUUCUGCGAAAAUGCCUUUGGGUGUUCCUUCCACACAUCUGUAAUACAAAAGGCAAAUGGGGGCACUUGUACUGGAAAGGAGAACCUGGAGGUCCUUCCUACAUCUGUCUUUGAUAUGGAAAUGAGUGGCCACAGCUACAGUGUCUACAAUGCUAUCUAUGUAGUGGCACAUGCUUUGCAUGACUUCUAUUCCUCUAUAAUGAAAUACAGAGAAGGGAGGAAAAUCAAGGGAAAACUUUUGAAUCAACAUUUAUGGAAGCUCAACUACAUUAUCCAAAGGAUUGCAUUUAAUAAUAGUGCUGGGCAAAAAAUUGGGUUCAAUCAAAAUGGAGAAUUAGAGACUGGAUUUGAUAUCAUCAAUUGGAUCACAUUUUCAAAUUUGUCUUUUAAGAAAGUCCAAGUUGGAAGCAUAGACCUCAAGGACUCCAAUGAAAAAAUGGUCACCAUUUAUGAAGAUGAUAUUGUGUGGCCAAGCAGAUUUAACCAGACCCAGCCACUUUCACUGUGUAAUGGGAAGUGCGAUUCAGGCUACAGUAAGAUCAAAAUCGAAGGGAAACUAUUUUGCUGCUAUGACUGUCUUCGAUGUGCAGAAGGGAAGAUUUCUAACAGGGAGGACAUGGAUGAAUGUUUUCAAUGCCCAGAGGAUCACUAUCCCAAUGAGAAGCAGGUUUUGUGUCUCCCCAAAAUUGCAACAUUCUUGAACUACAAAGAAACCUUGGGAACAGUUAUGGCCAGUUCUUCUCUUUUCUUCUCUUUAAUCACAGUUGGAGUCCUUUGGAUCUUUAUUAAGCAUCAGGACACUCCCAUUGUCAGAGCUAACAACCGAAACCUCACAUAUGCCCUCCUUAUUGCUCUCCAGUUAUCAUUCCUUUGUACUUUGCUAUUCAUUGGGAAGCCUCAAAAGGCGACAUGUUUCCUUCGUCAAACUGCCUUUGGCAUCAUCUUCUCAGUGGCCAUUUCUUGUGUUUUGGCCAAAACCAUCAUUGUGGUUCUAGCUUUCAUGGCUACCAAGCCAGGGUCCACGAUGACCAAGUGGGUGGGGACAAGACUUGGCACGUUUAUAGUAUCCUGCUGCUUCUUUAUUCAAAUUAAAAUUUGUGUUAUAUGGCUGAUCAUCUCUCCCCCAUUCCCAGAUGCUGACAUGAAGUCAAUAGCAGAAGAAAUCAUUCUGGAGUGCAACAAAGGAUCUGCCUUCAUGUUUUACGGUGUCUUGGGUUAUAUGGGCUUCCUUGCCGUUGUCAGUUUCACACUGGCCUUCCUAGCAAGGAAAUUGCCUGAUGCUUUCAAUGAAGCCAAGUUUAUCACCUUCAGCAUGUUGGUCUUCUGCAGUGUUUGGUUGUCCUUUAUUCCAGCAUACCUGAGUUCGAAAGGAAAAUAUAUGGUUGCUGUGGAGAUCUUCUCCAUUAUAGCUUCCAGUGCUAGAUUGCUGCUUUGUAUCUUUUCACCCAAGCUGUACAUCAUUGUGCUGAGGCCUGAUUUGAACAAAAAAGAGCAGCUCAAAAGAGAAAAGGACAGAACAGCAUAA